This is a messenger RNA of Seriola dumerili (greater amberjack), 1893 nucleotides long. Its product is annotated as neuronal acetylcholine receptor subunit alpha-7-like. Gene Ontology annotation, biological process: nervous system process; regulation of membrane potential; monoatomic ion transmembrane transport. NCBI's taxonomy places the organism in Eukaryota, Metazoa, Chordata, Actinopteri, Carangiformes, Carangidae. Gene Ontology annotation, molecular function: transmembrane signaling receptor activity; acetylcholine-gated monoatomic cation-selective channel activity. Bases 13 to 1893 code for a protein of 626 amino acids. Gene Ontology annotation, cellular component: neuron projection; postsynaptic membrane; synapse. The record is from RefSeq and is a predicted model, not a curated record. The transcript is spliced from 10 exons.
GAUGAACGCAGUAUGUGGCAGGCUGUGGCUCUUUGGCUGUUGAUACUCGCGACUCUGCUCCGAGUAUCAGUGCAGGGUCCUCACCAGCGCUUUCUGCUCAGGGAGCUGCUGAGGGACUACAACCCCAUGGAGAGACCGGUGGCCAACGACUCCCAGACUCUCACUGUUCAGUUCUCCUUUACUCUAAUGCAGGUCAUGGAUGUGGAUGAAAAGAAUCAGAUCCUCACCACAAAUGCCUGGCUGCAGAUGCAGUGGUACGACCACUACCUCCAGUGGAACCAAUCAGAGUAUCCUGGAGUGAAGAACCUCCGUUUCACCCCCGACCAAGUCUGGACACCUGAUAUAUUGCUUUACAACAGCGCUCAUGAUAAGUUCGAUGCCACCUUUAAGACCAAUGUGCUGGUGAACUCCAGCGGCUUCUGUGAGUAUCUGCCUCCAGGAAUAUUCGUCAGCACAUGUAACGUGGAUGUGAGAUGGUUUCCAUUUGACAUCCAGCGCUGUGAGCUGAAGUUUGGCUCCUGGUCAUUUGACGGCUGGCUGCUGGACAUCCAGAUGAAGGAGGCGGACGUAUCAGGAUACAUGCGCAACGGAGAGUGGGACCUACUGGAGGUCCCUGGAGGUCGUCAUGAGGUUUUCUAUGACUGCUGUGCAGAGCCCUACCCUGACGUUACCUUUGUGGUGACAUUGCGGAGGAGGACCUUGUUUUACGCUCUCAACCUCCUCGUCCCGUGUGUGCUCCUCUCCUCCAUGACCCUGCUGGUCUUCCUGCUCCCUGCCAACUCCGGGGAGAAGAUCAGCCUCGGCAUCACGGUUCUGCUCUCUCUCACAGUCUUCAUGCUGAUGGUUGCAGAGAUUAUGCCCGCCACUUCAGAUUCUGUGCCACUGAUAGGUCAGUACUUUGCCAGCACCAUGGUGAUUGUUGGGAUGUCAGUAGUAGCCACAGUCAUCGUUCUCCAGUUCCAUCACCACAACCCCGACAGUGGGCACAUGCCGCGUUGGGUGCACUUGGUUCUGCUGCAGUGGGUUCCUUGGUUCCUGCGGAUGAAGCGUCCAGGCGAGGGAGCGGAACCAACUCUUUCCAACAGCCAGGCAGACUCUCAGAGCAAGACCCUGUCCUCUCCUACCACCACCACUACCACCACCACCAUCCCCACCCCAGUGCCCUCCAUCCUCCCACAGAGCCUCAACUCCCUGCAGGCCAGCCUCGCCCAGCUCAACUACCCUCUCCCACACCCACUGCCUCACAGGCCCAACUCCCAGGCUGUUAUCCCCCCUAAUCCCAGCCACAGCCACAGAGAUCCCAGCCCCAAUCCACACUCCCAGCCUAAUGGUCAUCUGCCUUACAUGGGCUUCCAGACCUUCCAGACUACCGCGGAACUGGAGCCAGUUCAGAGGAGCAGAACCACCAGUCAUGGGAGGUUUAACAGUGGACCUGGCGGAGGAGAGGGAGAGGGUGCAGCAGCAGCAGGAGGCGGACCGGCUGGAGAUACACCAAUCCACCACCACCUCCCAUCUUCCAAGUUCGGGAACCCUCCGCUGGAACCUCCAGUGUCCCCUGACCCUGACCCAUCAACCGCAUCCUCUGGACCCUGUGCUUUAGAGGCUGGAUCAGGAGCAGGGAGAUCAGCUGUCAUGCACACCCACAGCAGCGUGAUGCGGUCUGUGGCUGUGGACAACCAGCUGCAGGCUCUUCUGGUGGAGGUGCAGUUCUUAGUUGAGCGUGUUCGUGAGCAGGACCGGCAGCUGAGUUUGGCGGAGCAGUGGCAGUUUGCUGCAGCUGUCAUCGACCGCCUGUGCCUGGUGGGAUUCAGUGUUUUCAACAUCAUCUGUACCAUCGCUAUCCUGAUGGCUGCACCCAACUUUGGAGAAGCACUGUCAAAAGACUUCCUCUGA